AGCGUCGAGAUUAUAAAAGUACCUUGCAUUAAAUUUAUUGACUGACUGGGUCAAAUACUUUCAACCGGUAAUAGGCGAUUUGCCGUGAGCAUCAACCAAUUAACUCUCCCCGCACUGAAAUAUCUGUAGUAACAGUAUGCUCCAAGAACAUGCAGUAUUUAUACACACCUAUAUUACCGCCAGAGAAAAUGAAAAAGUUUGUUGAAGGUUGAAACAUCGUUGAACAUUUCGUUGCAUAAUUCAUAAAAAGAAUGCGUUGCUAUGGAAAACUCGAGGAAAGAUUUAUUGAUCAAACCAAAAUGGCGCAGUGAGUUUUCCUUCGAAGUGAUUCUAACGUUGACGUGUCGAGUUAGUGCGGAUAUCAAUGAAUUGCUCAGGCGCGUAGAAAGUGUAAAAAUUUUACGUUAAAAUGAGCCGAGCCAGAUCAAAUUCUCUUAGAGACAUAUUCGUAAAACCUACGGUUACGAAAAAAAAGAAAUCGGAGAAAAGAAAGCCAAUACCGAAGAAACUGCAAGGUCGCUAUCGUUUCCGUGCUGUAACACGGUUGGUUCUAGAGUAUAUGGAAUGGAUACAGGAAGUGCCUGUAUUCGAAGAGUUUGUAGGCGACGACAUAACAAAGAACGUCAAGAUGGCACAGCGCAAGCGAGUACCUGAAAGAAAAAAGCUCACAAUCAAAGACCGUUCGGUACUCCUUACCAACAUACCUGGCAGAUCGAAGGAAAAUCGAGCCUACUUAGCAGUGCUUAUGAGGAAUCUUCAACCCUAUAAAAAGUAUCCAGAGUCUAUGUGGGAUCAAAUUGCUGGCGUGACCGGUUACCAGUAUUUUGGUUCAGAACGAGUUCUCGUUCGGCAAGGACACAUGCCGCAAAUGCUUUACUACAUUGUCAGGGGAGAAGUCAAGGUGUCCAAAAUUGCCGAAGAUAGUGUUACCGGAGACAGAAUCGAAAGGGUUAUGGAAACACUCGGCCCGGGAGACAUGUUCGGUGAAGUUGCGAUACUUCAUGCUAUUCCUCGAUCUGCUACUGUAGUAACAAAAACCUCCGUCGAUUUGCUGACCAUAACUCGUGAAGACUUUAAUGUAGUUUUGAGACCAUGGCUAACAGAGCAGUGGGAAAUUUUCAAGGAUGCUAUAGUUAACUUCAAUUACUUCAAAGGAUGGGAUGAAGAAACUAUGAGAGAAUGCUGUAUUUUGAGUAAAAUUAGGGAUUAUCGACCUGACGAAGUAUUGCUGGGAGAUGCAAAAGGUAUGGUCAAUUACGUGCAUUUCAUAUUACACGGAAAGUGUAGAGUAAUUGAGCACAUGGUUAUUCACGAGGAGCUUGUUGUCAAUAAAGUCAAAUACAAGCUUUACGACCCACAAGACUUUAAGAAUUCAGAAUCUUCGCAUGAAGCUGAACCGACAUUCCAGGACCAAGUUAACGAGGUCGAAACGACCGAACGAAUCUCCAACUCUACGUUACAGCAGGCUAAACUUUCCAAUAGCAAAGGACUCCAGUCCGUACCAUCUGAGAUCGAUUACACGCAGUUAAUGCUAUCCAGGCGACCGAUGAAUGUGGAUAUGGAGAGAACAAGCAUUUUUACGCUGACUCUACAGGACGUGGUAAAUGAGUGGCACGAAAUAACGGACGUGACUGAGAUGCUAAUGAAAGAACCAUCUGCGACUUCACAAAAGAUUUACCCCAAGAAUGUUCGCACCGUUUUCAUGCAGAUUUGUUUAUUUUAUCGCGGUGCCUGCUUCGGUUUAGGAGAAAAGAUGUGCAACCGUCGGAUAGUGUCGAUAUCACCGACUCGCUGUUUACUCGUUCCACGUUAUUGGUUGCUAGAACACAACCGUGCUAAUAUCUGGGAGCAAGUCAGAUUGUUCAUGGAUUCGAAGUAUCCGACAACUGAGCAGCUGUUUAAAAAAUUUGUCAAGAAUCGCAGAUGGAUGACAUACAAGAAGGGAUUGUUACACCAUAUCAUUGAGAACGGACGGAAGAUACCAAAUUCAACGACUAUUCAUGACGUACCUUACUCGAUCAGAAUUAGCGAUGAAAUAGAAACGAUUGAGAAGAUUGAAUGAAAUUUUUUGAACGAAAAUACUUGAUGAUGCAUAGGAAGUCGAAAUGUUUAUGUAAUAUAAUAUUCCAAACC
Neodiprion fabricii is the source of this 2133-nucleotide messenger RNA. RefSeq names its product cyclic nucleotide-binding domain-containing protein 2-like. Bases 410 to 2062 code for a protein of 550 amino acids. The record is from RefSeq and is a predicted model, not a curated record. NCBI's taxonomy places the organism in Eukaryota, Metazoa, Arthropoda, Insecta, Hymenoptera, Diprionidae. The transcript is spliced from 11 exons.